AUGCAGUACACUCCUUUCGCUUCAGAUAUAGAGUUGCCUUUCUAUACCGCUCUGGCAUCUUUGAAGAUUAACCAUGAUCGCCUCGAUGAUUCGGCUCGGAAGGUCCAGGGUCUUUACGAAAUUCGCCCUUCAGAUCUUCCUAAUGUCUCCUCCCGCAUGCAGAUCCAUGGGAAUGCGCUCUCAAGUGACGAGGUCCCAACAGGUUACUAUAGGGCUGAAGGGUUAAUCAAAAACGUCAAUACCAUCGAGGAAUACCGAAACACAGACAAGACGCACAUACUUCAACAAGCUGGAAAGACUAUAUGGGAUGCUAUCAAUGACGGCUCUGUUUAUUCCUGCCCAUCACUGCUCUCCUCGUUCAUUAUUCUCUCUUUUGCGGAUCUCAAGAAGUACAAGUUUCAUUACUGGUUUGCGUUUCCUGCAAUACAUUCGGAACCUGCUUGGGUACCUUCGGACACAUCCGAUGAUUCUGUCGGUUUAAUCCAGAAUGAGGGAAACGCCAAGCCACUAACUAUGAGAAACCUCACUUCCAUUGAGAGUUCGGUGCUUGUGGAUGCAGUCCAAUCCUGGGGUCGUGAUAUAGACGCUUGCCAAAGAGGCUUCUUCCUAGCCCGAAAGAUUCGGAAGAGUGCUAGCGAAGCAGAUCUACCUGCUAAUUCGGUAAACAUUCUCGAGUUUGAUUGGGAGAUAGGGCCUCUUUCGAGCUAUGAGAACGGUUUCUUCAGCAAAGUAAGAUCCGAAGACUCUUACGUCUGCUUUGCAGAUCCUUCCAAUUAUGAUAGUGCACCUGGGUGGAUGCUAAGGAACCUCCUGGUGCUCGUGAAACAACGCUGGGGUCUUGAUCAAGUCCAGAUUCUUAGAUAUCGUGAUUCACAUCUGAAUCCCGAUCAAGGCCGCAGCACUAUAUUGGUAUUGAGAUCGAAGCAUUCGGCGUCACCCAAAAACAUUGAGUCACAGCGUUCAUAUUCCUCCAUGCCAAAGGUCACUGGCUGGGAACGCAAUGCUGUUGGCAAGUUGACAGGAAAGGUAGUUGACCUAACAGAAUAUCUGGAUCCAAAGAGAUUGGCGGAUCAGUCUGUUGACCUCAACCUGAAACUUAUGAAAUGGCGGAUCAGCCCUAAUUUGGACCUCGAGAAGAUAAAACGCACCAAAUGCCUUCUGCUUGGUGCAGGUACUCUUGGAAGUUACGUUGCCCGGAAUUUAAUGGGCUGGGGUGUCACUAAAAUCACCUUUGUGGAUAGUGGAUCUGUAUCCUUCUCGAAUCCUGUGAGACAGCCACUUUUCAAUUUCAAAGACUGUUUGGAAGGAGGCGCGAAAAAGGCGCAUCGUGCCUCACAAGCUCUAUCGGAAAUCUACCCUGGAGUCGACUCUACUGGGCAUGUUCUAGCCGUUCCGAUGGUAGGUCAUCCAAUCAUGGAUAACGAAAAGGCUCGGGCGGAAUUCGAAACUUUGAAAAGUCUAAUAAACGAGCAUGAUGCCAUAUUCCUUCUUAUGGACACACGAGAAUCUCGCUGGUUACCAACCGUGAUGGGGAAGGCUGCGGGAAAAAUUGUGAUGAAUGCAGCACUUGGCUUCGAUUCAUUCGUAGUCAUGCGCCACGGAGCAGCCAAUUAUGCUGACCCAACAUCAGAACUUGGUUGCUAUUUUUGCAAUGACGUUGUUGCGCCAAUGAAUUCCGUCAAGGAUCAGACGCUCGACCAGCAAUGCACUGUCACCCGCCCUGGUGUAGCCGCGAUAGCAUCAGCUCUUUUGGUUGAAUUGCUUGUGUCACUUCUUCAACACCCGCAAGGCUCUGCGGCACCAGCUUCAACAUCUAGUAAGGAUGAUCGAGGAGACCACCCGCUUGGGCUUGUACCACACCAGAUCAGAGGAUUCCUUUCAACUUUCGAGAACAUCUCAAUCGUAGGUAGAAGCUACAAAUGCUGCAGUGCCUGCUCUGGUAAUAUAGUCAAUGCCUAUAAGGAAGAGGGAUGGGAAUUUGUCCAAAGGGCUCUGAAUGAGACUGGGUAUGUGGAGGAAUUGAGCGGCCUGAGAGAGGUUCAAUUGACAGCGGAAGCAGCUGUAGAUAAUGUCGAGUGGGAUGAAGGUUCUGAGAACGAAGAAGCAGAGAUACUAUAG
Aspergillus chevalieri is the source of this 2118-nucleotide messenger RNA. RefSeq names its product putative autophagy ubiquitin-activating enzyme ApgG (gene ATG7). The coding region runs from base 1 to 2118 and encodes 705 amino acids. The transcript is spliced from 7 exons. Gene Ontology annotation, molecular function: Atg8 activating enzyme activity; Atg12 activating enzyme activity. Gene Ontology annotation, cellular component: phagophore assembly site; cytoplasm. NCBI's taxonomy places the organism in Eukaryota, Fungi, Ascomycota, Eurotiomycetes, Eurotiales, Aspergillaceae. The record is from RefSeq and is a predicted model, not a curated record. Gene Ontology annotation, biological process: cellular response to nitrogen starvation; autophagy of mitochondrion; C-terminal protein lipidation.